Molecule: messenger RNA, 3156 nt
Organism: Pezoporus occidentalis (night parrot)
Lineage: Eukaryota; Metazoa; Chordata; Aves; Psittaciformes; Psittacidae
Gene: HDAC10
Product: histone deacetylase 10
Exons: 21
Coding region: 350-2395 (681 amino acids)
Biological process (GO): negative regulation of transcription by RNA polymerase II
Molecular function (GO): deacetylase activity
Source: RefSeq, a predicted model, not a curated record
GGCCCGGGCGCGGCAGUCCCACCGGGAGGGCGCCUGGGGCUGCCGGGCUUCCUCGGCAGGCGGGCGGCGAGGAGCAGAACGGGCCCGCUGUAACGCGCCCUCCGGCGGCUCCAGGGCUUCGGUGAGGCGGCCUGGCGGCCCAGUGUGCACCUUAACCCUCUUUUUCACACCGGUUUCUUUGUUUCUCUUAAAUGCUUCGGGGGUUUUGGAAGACCGAUAGAGUUUUGAACCCAGCAGACCCCUAUAACUGUGUCGUCCGCGGUGUACAGGAUCCUGUUUUUCAACUUCGUGGCUUUAUAACUUAAGUUUUCACAAGUAGCUGUUUCCCUUCCCGUCAGCCGUGUCAGUAAUGGCUUCGGGAACAGCGCUGAUUUAUGAUGAGGAGAUGACCACUCACAAACUACUUUGGAGAGAUCCUGUUUGCGAUAUUGAAGUGCCAGAAAGGCUGUCUUCCUCUUAUACGCAGCUGAAGUGUUAUCAUUUGUUGGAAAGAUGUGUCCAUGUGCCUGCCAGAGAAGGAAGCGAGGAGGAGAUCCUGUUGGUUCACAGUUCGGAAUACUUAGAAGUGGCAAAAAGCACCCAAACAAUGAAUGAAGAGGAACUGAAAAAAGUCUCUGGAAAUUACGAUGCUUUCUUCUUUCAUCCGAACACUUACCGCUGUGCCAAGCUAGCGGUAGGAGCAACUUUGCAGCUGGUGGAUGCUCUGAUGUCAGGAAAAGUGUGCAAUGGAAUGGCAUUAGUAAGACCUCCAGGUCACCACAGCCAGAGAAGUGCAGCUAAUGGGUUCUGUUUGUUCAACAAUGUUGCUAUUGCAGCAGAAUAUGCAAAACUGAAAUACAGUCUACACAGAAUCCUGAUUGUUGACUGGGAUGUGCAUCAUGGGCAAGGAACUCAGUAUAUAUUUGAAGAGGAUCCAAGUGUUUUGUAUUUUUCCUGGCAUCGCUAUGAACAUCAGGAAUUCUGGCCAUCACUCAAAGAAUCUGAUUAUGAUGCUGUGGGUCGGGGAAGAGGAAAAGGUUUUAACAUAAAUUUGCCUUGGAAUAAGGUUGGGAUGGGAAAUUCAGAUUACCUUGCUGCAUUCUUCCAUGUGUUGCUUCCAGUGGCUUUUGAGUUUGAUCCUGAGCUGGUCAUUGUCUCUUCUGGAUAUGAUUCUGGAAUUGGUGACCCCGAAGGUCAGAUGAAUGCCACUCCCGAAGUUUUUGCCCACCUUACCCAUUUCCUGAUGCAGUUGGCUAAUGGCAAGCUGUGUGUCAUCCUAGAGGGUGGGUACCAUUUGAAGUCAUUGUCUGAAUCCGUCUGCAUGACUGUAAGGACUUUGCUUGGAGAUCCUAUACCUCAGAUAACUGGAGAAAUGGCACCUUGCCUAAGUGCUGUUGAGUCUAUUCAAAAUGUGAGAGCAGCCCACAAACCCUACUGGAAGUGGUUGAUGUAUGAAGACGUAUCAUUUUUACCAAACUUGAGCACCAAAUCACACCUACUAACAAAAGCUGAUCCAAAUCCCAUCACAGAGCAUGAAUCUAAGAUAACUAACAACAACAAAACUGUUGAAGUAGAAAGGUUUUUGGAACUGCACAUGAAAAACAUUCUAUUUCCAGUGCCUCCCAUCAAAACAGCAACAACAAUUGACUCUAAAGGGUCAGCACAUUUUCUCCCUGGACCUGUUCAUUUGGUGAAGGAAAUGGACAAAAGUGAAAUCAAAGCCCUUGUCAGCGGCUUUUACAUAGACAUUGUGAAAGAGGACAAAACUCUGUUCUCUCUUGGCAGUGUGUUGGCUGUCCUAGAUAAAAUACUUAAGAAGGAGGUAUGCAAUGGAAUUGCAGUAUCCCCCACUGCUGUGUCUGUUCCUGUUGCACUAAGACAUUCUGUUCAGUUUGGAUUUCAAAGAGUGCUUUGUAUAUUUGUUGGAGACAUGCAAAUCAGACCAAAUACAGAAGAUGGAAAAGUACUUAUGGUACAUAUUUGUGAGAAAGAAGAGUUUGGAAAGACCAGCUCCAAACACUAUAUUUCUCUAAGCUGGAAAGAGGAUGCCAAAGGAAAUGAUUUCUUUUCUGCUGUACUUGGAGUAAUUCUUCCUGUAGCAUACAGUUAUCAACCAAACUUGACAGUAAUAGCUGUUGGACCAAACAGGAGCCUUGGAAUAAGUGGGAUUUCUCUGCUUUUUGCUUUGCUACAAGGAUUAGCUGAAUCUCGCAUUUUUGCAGUGAUUGAGGAUACGGAGAUAAACUUAAUGCAAAGUGUAGCCAAAGCAUUAGUGGGUACUUCUACACCUCACUUUGGAGUUUUUGUACCUCCUACCCAGGAAAAAGUAAAACAAAUAAAAAUAUUAAGAGACCAAUUUCAGCAGGAAUGGAAAAUGCUUCAGUGUUCAGUGAAGGAUGGGAUUUCAAGAAGUUGACUUCAGAAUCAUUUUACACAGCAGAAGAAAAUGUGUUGCUGUUCAUGUUGCCUUUUAAAUCACCAGGAAAAGAGCUGGUCAAUCUCUAAACAGAGUGAGGGUCAUUCACAAUUAUCUUCUGUUUUUAAAACUGUUUAAAUGAGUAUUUUCAGCUGGAGAACUCUGCAAAUUCUAUAUCGGCACUAGUUAUUUGGGACUGAUGCCUGAAACAAUUCCUGUACUUCAUGACUGCAAACUGGGGCCUGUGUCGUUUGUGACAUUGUAAAGCAGGCUUGUAUGCAGUAGCUUGACUCAAGUUCAAGAAUUCCAGAAGACAGGCAUCUGAAAUGAGCAAUCAUAACAGCCAAACCAUUUUAGUACUAUUCAACAUUAUGCAAAAGUGCUUACACUGCUGCCACUACCAAUGCUUAAUUGGGAGUUUAAGCUUAACAACCAUUAUCAUCACAAGUGUGAUACAGGACAUGCACACACUGUAGGUGUUCAGCUGCUUUUCUUUCUUUUUACAACUGACAACUGCCCAUUAGAAAAAUUAAAAGAACAGACAAUGUUAGGUGAAUCCUUUGUAUCAGAUUAUGAAAUAAAAUUUCACUUGUGAUGAUAAUGGGCAUGGGCAUGAGAGAAAAAAGAAAAAUUGCAUUUAUAACCUGAUAUAAUUGAAUAGAGCAGUGUAGAGGGGACUUCACUCACCCUUCUUUCCAAACGUAACUUGUUUCUGUAACAGAUAAAAACCCCAAACCCCCAGAGGUUUGGUAGUGGUCUAA